GGGAAAAAACAAUUAUUUGUUAAAUAUAUAUUUGACAAUUUAACAGCACAUUUGUUGUUUUGUCGCGACGUCGUGUCACAAGCGUGACGCGGACUGAUGAUGUCAUCACCGUCCCUUGUUGAAUGUUUGGCGAGUCGAGUCGAACACCAGGAAGCGAGAUGAGCUAAUUGCUACGAGCCGCCCGCUGCCGUUGCUUUGUUCGACGCCAUGAAAUCGCACCGACUGAACCCAACGGUGGUAGCUUGACAGCACGACGCGAUUCUAACUUUAAAUUUCGACGGCUAGCCAAACGCUACGUUGCCACUUGCGACUGGACGGCUGUCGGUGCCAGCCGCUUCGUCCAUCGUUUUGGCUCGUAGCCUAGCUUCUCUUUUCUCUCUGCGGGAAUAUGGCCGUGGCGCACCGAGCUGGCGUCGUGGUCGGAUUACUGCUCCUCUUUUUUCUGGAUGGCUCCAGGGCAAGGAUACACAAACUCACCCUGAAGAAUGAAACGCGCUUUUUUGUCCACCUCAACACUUUUGGCUUUUAUGCUAACGGCACCCUGGAUGUGAACCUGCGCUCUCUGCGCCUCCCACAACAGCUGGUCAACUACAGCGGAUACCCAGUCGGGUUUAGCCUCUCAAGGUCCCGUGUGAGUGGAGUCUUGUCUUACACAGCCGAAGAGACUGAGACAUGCCCUCUCACACUCACUAAAACCACCAACAAUGAACCGCUCAUCCUUUUUCUCAUUAACAUCAGCAGCCCCAGCGUCAACGUCCGUGUCCUCGGCGAUCAAGACAGCAUAUUAACUGGCAAACCGAAGGCCAGUGUGCAGAUCAAAGAGAGAGGUCAGAGGUCAAGCAGGGAGGCUCCCGCUGAGAUUCCAGCUAAGCCGGCGGAGCCGGCAAAAGACGACGAUACGACGUCGGACAAAACGGCAGAUGAGGCAAAGGCGAAAACAAAUGUAGAGCCCGUAGAUGAGACGAAGAAAGAGAAGACGGUGGAAAAUACACUCACUGAAUUCCAGUUGGCGUCCACCAAACAGCUGGCGCUCGCUUUGGAAAAGGUUAAUGACACCUACGCAUUCAACUUCCACCUGCUUCUGGGCCUGCUGGCCGAGGGCCUGUACAACUUCAACUUCUACUACUGUCAGAACAUGGUGCCUGGCAUCGACCUGCCGUACUCCUUCACCCUGGAGGUGACCGAGAAAAAUCCCGGAGGCUUCUUGUCGGCGGCCGAAAUCCCGCUCUCCCGCCUCUACAUCGGCAUGGCCGGAGUUUUCUUCACUGCCGCCAUGGUGUGGGUGUACACCCUGAUGAAGCACAGGUACAGCGUGUUUAAGAUCCACUGGUUGAUGACGGCGCUGGCCUUCACCAAGUCCACCUCGCUGGUGUUCCACAGCAUCAACUAUCACUUCAUCAACACCGAGGGGCAUCCCAUCGAGGGCUGGGCUGUCAUGUAUUACAUCACUCACCUGCUCAAGGGGGCACUGCUGUUCAUCACGCUGGCACUGAUUGGCACCGGCUGGGCCUUUGUCAAGUACAUCCUGUCUGAUAAGGAGAAGAAGAUCUUCAUGAUCGUCAUCCCCCUGCAGUGCCUGGCCAACGUGGCCUACAUCAUCAUCGAGUCCACGGAGGAAGGGUCCAGCGAGUACCCGCUGUGGAAGGAGAUCCUCUUCCUGGUCGACCUCAUCUGCUGCGGUGCCAUCCUGUUCCCUGUCGUCUGGUCCAUCCGUCACCUCCAAGAGGCUUCGAGCACGGACGGAAAAGCUGCCAUGAAUUUGGAGAAGCUCAAGCUCUUCCGCCACUACUACGUCAUGAUCGUGUGUUACAUCUACUUCACGAGGAUCAUCGCCAUCCUGCUGAAGGUCACCAUGCCCUUCCAGUGGCAGUGGUGCUACGAGUUCCUGGUGGAGGUAUCCACUCUGAUCUUCUUCGUGUUGACGGGCUACAAAUUCCGGCCCGCCUCCAACAAUCCGUACCUCCAGCUGCCCCAGGACGAAGAAGACGAAGAGAUGGAUGAAAUAGUGACUGAGUCGGGCGCCCUGGAGGGCAUUUCCAAAGUCAAGAAGACGUCUAACGGACGCGAGCGGCAGAAGGAGGCCACCUUGUGAGCCGAGGGAGAGGCGGGGCUUCAUUUGGGGAGGAGCGUCACGUGACCGGCUGGCACAGAGUGGCACGCACACACAAAGGACCAAGGCUUCUUCACAGCCUCCCCAUUUUCCGGAUGCUCCUUCCCACUGCCUGGCUAUGCAAACAGACUUUGUGUCAGUGGACAGACGGACGGACGAGAGGCCUGACCUCGUUCUCUCCAAAGACAUUUUUUUUUUUUUUUUUUUUUUCUUUUCUGGUGUGUAUGUGUGUGUCUAUUUAACUUGGUACUUGUGCAUCAGCCUUCCUCCAUUGUGCGUGUGCAGGUCGUGAGAACACAAGAAGCCUCCCUCACAUGCUCAGGUUCCCCCUUCUUCCCCGGCCACUCGCAGCAUUCGGAGCUCACUGAUUGGUCGAAUCCACCGUGUUAAAUUUCGAACGUUUGAGGUUGAAUAUGACGGUAGAUUUGCUUAUUGGUCGGGGUCAGUAUUAUGUUGUCAAGGUGAGCCCAGAUUAUUGAUCAGAGACCCAACCGCCUUUUUUGUCUCCAUUUGGUGCCACUCUGAAAUGUGACCAGAUCAUUGCUUCUCUGCUUUUGUUUUUUUAGCCUACUACUCUGGAUAUGAUGCCUAUUUUAUUGAUAAUUAUUGAUUGAAGUUCUUGGUAUUGAAAGGUGUGUGUAGUGAGUGCAUAAAUAAUGUGAGACACCGUUGGAGAGCCCUCCAAAAGAAACGCGUUUACUUUCAGUUACUUUGAAAUAGUCUGAGCGCAAGUCAGGACGACUGUUGGACAUGAGCAAACACUCACAGUUUUGUGCACGUGUGUAAGGACUCAAUUGUUGAUGACAUGGAUAAGCCUUUACUGAAGUUUUAUUUUUUUUCAUGUUAUGUGACCUGUUAAUAAUAAAGCUGGUGUUCUGGGCA
Phycodurus eques (leafy seadragon) is the source of this 2992-nucleotide messenger RNA. Its product is annotated as protein GPR108. Gene Ontology annotation, biological process: transport. Gene Ontology annotation, cellular component: membrane; Golgi apparatus. The record is from RefSeq and is a predicted model, not a curated record. NCBI's taxonomy places the organism in Eukaryota, Metazoa, Chordata, Actinopteri, Syngnathiformes, Syngnathidae. The coding region runs from base 389 to 2092 and encodes 567 amino acids. The transcript has 18 exons.